AUGGCGUCUGCUCUCACCGCCCUCCUCCUCGGAUGUGAAUUUCCCAAACCAACCAUCUCGGUGAGCCCCAGCAGGGUGGUGGCGCUCGGGGGAAGCGUCACCAUCCGCUGUGAGGGUCGGUACCCGGACAUGGAGUUCUUUCUGCGUAAAGCUGGACACCCGAACCGGCAGGUGCGGACGGUGCCUGAUGGGACCGUGGCUGAAUUUCCCAUCGCCAGUGUCGGCUGGGAUGAUGGAGGGAGCUACACCUGCGAAUAUCGCACCAUAACACAAAGAAUCGCUUUUCGUAUCCCAGCGACCCCGUCGAGAUCAUUCGGGGGGGUCUCCCUGGGGGGAACCGUGACUGUCUGGUGUCGGGGGCAGCGCCGGGGCGCACGGUUCGUGCUGAAUAAAGAGCGACGCCAUUUCCCACCUGUGGAUUCGGACGGGUUUGGGGCUGUGUUUCCCAUCAGCAACGUGAGCCGGGAGGACGGCGGGAGCUACAGCUGCUCCUAUCACAGCAGAUCGGAGCAGUUCAACGUGUCGUACCCCAACAACCCCGUGGAGCUGGUGGUGAGAGAUCCCAACUUACCCAGACCCUCCAUCUCUCUGAGCCCCACUGGGGUCACUGCCCCAGGGGCAAACGUCACCAUCCGGUGUCAGGGGCAGCGCCGGGACGUGAGGUUCUUCCUGCACAAGGCUGGAGACCUGAACCCGCAGCGACACAUGGACCCUGCUGGGAACAGGGCCGAGUUCCGCAUCCCCACCGUGGGCCGCCAGCACGGAGGGAACUACAGCUGCAGCUACCGACCCCGAUCAGAGCCCUUCAUCUCCUCGCAGCCCAGUGACCCCAUGGAGCUGGCAGUAGCAGAUGUGGGGCCCAGAUCGACGUCGCCACUCCCAGCCCCACCCCCAGCCAGACCCUCGGCGGGGGCUCCAUGCUGAUGGGAUGCUCAGAGCAGGCUCUGUCCUGAGCUCUGGGCCCAGCAGAGGGACGCCCGGCUGCGGAGCGGAGACGGCACAGGUGACCGGUAUAAUAUGGAGCUGCUGCCGAGAGACGCUGGGCUGGUGUCGGGGGCUGGGGGCUGCUCAGGCCUAGCACAGGGCUGGGGUCGCUCGGCAUAGCAUGGCUGGGGCUCAGGUCAGUUGGCAGUUGGUGGGGCUGACCCGGGACUGGGGCCGGACUAGGGUUGCUCUGGUGGCAGGGGUGGGGCUCCAGGUUCUAGCUGGCCC
Messenger RNA from Chrysemys picta bellii (western painted turtle), 1212 nucleotides. The record is from RefSeq and is a predicted model, not a curated record. Lineage: Eukaryota; Metazoa; Chordata; Testudines; Emydidae.